Messenger RNA from Cladophialophora immunda, 1512 nucleotides. RefSeq lists its product as uncharacterized. The record is from RefSeq and is a predicted model, not a curated record. The coding region runs from base 1 to 1512 and encodes 503 amino acids. Gene Ontology annotation, biological process: transmembrane transport. The transcript is spliced from 4 exons. Gene Ontology annotation, molecular function: transmembrane transporter activity. NCBI's taxonomy places the organism in Eukaryota, Fungi, Ascomycota, Eurotiomycetes, Chaetothyriales, Herpotrichiellaceae.
AUGGAUGCUGACGACAAAGUCCGCGUUGUGGUUUCCAGAGAAGGCUCUGACCAGGCGAUUGAAAAUGCAGUCUCAGAGAAGCCUGAUGAAGUUCGACGCGAUCGUCAUGGAUUUCCGCUUCUCCCACAACCCACGCGUUUUCGCGACGACCCUUUGAAUUGGCCAUCGUGGCUGAAGUGGCUCGUGCUCCUCCAGGCGUCAUUCCUCGCAAUGCUAGGGCCCUUCAACUCCGCAGUUGUCAAUCCUGGGUUGGUGCCGCUUGCAAAGCUUUUCCACAUCCCUGUCGGCCAGGCGUCGUAUCAGACAACCUCUGUCAUCAUCUCUGUGGGCAUUUCGCCUUUGUUCUGGACUCCGCUUGCCAAUGUCUAUGGGCGACGACCGGUCUAUCUCAUCUCGACGCUCAUCGGAAUAGUCGCAACGGUCGGCAGCGGGGUUGCGAAAACAUGGCAUACUCUGAUUAUUGCCCGGGUCUUCAGUGGCGUUGGCGUCGGUGCGGCGAUGGCGCUUGGAGCUGCCACCGUCAACGACAUGUUCUUUCUACAUGAGAGGGGCUUGAAGAUGGGCGUCUUUACUGUCUUCUUGACCAACGGUGCUCACGUCGCCCCGGUCAUUGGAGGCUACCUGGUACAGACAGCUGGAGUCCGCUGGGCAUAUUACUUCCCCGCCAUCGUCAACUCUGUCACCUUUGUUUUCAUGUUCUUCGCCAUGCCCGAAACCCUAUUCUCCCGCUCUGAGAGGGUGCUCGCACAGCACGAGGAGAGGACCUACAUGCAGAUGCUCUUCAGCUUUCGAAGGAAUGCGCUACGGGACCGGAGAGUCCACAUGCGAGAUUUUGUGCGGCCGUUUGAGAUGAUGUACUAUCCCUCGGUGACACUCACGUGUCUAUACUACAUCGUCUCAUUCGCCUUCUCUUCAAUCCUCCCAGCAGUGACGGUCGCCAUUCUCUUCACCAAGAUCUAUCACUUCAAGACUGGAGCCAUUGGGCUCAUGCUGGGGCUUCCGCUUUUGAUCGGCUCGGCUCUUGGAGAGUUCCUGUCCGGACCCUUUUCAGAUUGGUUCAUGUACCGAUACGCAAAGAAACACGGUGGAGAGAGAAAACCAGAAGCUCGGCUGCCCGCGUCUCUGGGGAGCCUUCUCCUUUGCCCCACGGGAAUCAUCGUCUACGGCGUCUGCUUGUACCACAAGACGCACUGGAUGGGCCCUGUGAUGGGGAUGGCGAUUGCCAGUUUCGGUCUCCAAUUGGUGACCACAGUCAGCUACGCCUACUGCAGCGACUGCUACAAGCCGCAGUCGGGAGAAAUCAGCAGCUUGUACAACUUCUGGCGCCAGACCUUUGCGUUUCCCCUUGGGUUCUAUGCUCUCCCGUUCGCCGCCGAGAUCACCAUCCAGUGGGCUUGGAUCACGCUUGCUCUAAUCACCGCGGUGACAUCCAUGGGGAUUGUUGUUCUGAUAUUCAAAGGUGAAGAGUGGAGGAAACGGCUCGGUCAGCCGCAGUUCCACAAGGAUAUCUAG